UUUUUUUUUGUUAUUCUCGCGAGCCAUCGUUGUGGAUUGUGGAGUGCGUAGACGACGGUUUUUUUUGCUUCAUUCAGGGAAAAUCUGAAGUGUUAAGUUCGUGCGGUGUUCGUUCAUGUUUUCUCUGUGCGACCAUUUGGAAGUGUGCAUCGUGCAGCAGCAGCAGUGUCAUUGAGAAGAAGUGUUUGAACAGAAACGUCGUCGUCGGACAAAAUUGUGUAGUUUAGUGGAAUGUGUUAAGUUGGUAGCCGUUCGAUUUGGUGCUACUGGACUAAGGAAAUCAGUUCGGUGUGUGUGAAGGAUCAAUUGAAACACGGUGAAGUGGGUGAGCCAGAAAGUGUGUCCAUUUCGGCCGGACGGAAACCACCCAGAUUUCACCCAUACCAAGUGUGGGGUGCAGAUUUCUAGAGACUUUCAAGGGGUCCCUCGUUUGCGCGUGUGGUGAAGCGUAAACUUCCGGAAACCACCAUCCACUUCCUGGAUAUUUUUCGGUUCGGUUCCUGGGAAUGGAGAACCACGACGUCCCUUUGUAGUGAUGCAGUUCCAUCAUCCAUCAUGGCCAUCGUCUAAAUUACUGUAUCAGUGGAUGGUGCGCGGCGUACCAUUCGCUUCUUGAAGGACCGAACGAACAGACGAACGGCGAAACCAAAAAGGAAUACGAGAAAAAUAGGAAUUUUCGGGUGAAUAACAAGUAAAAAACGACAACAACAACAACAACUGGAUAUUACAAAAACAAAAAUAACAACAACCACAUCCAGCCAAAGCUGGCCCCGUUCCGUCGUGAGUGGUGGUUCGUUUGCUUGAACUUCCACGGAUAGGUACCCGUGGGUUAGUCUCUUUCUGAGACUGUGUGAGUGUGCCUGAUUCCCCGAGAGAGUGCGUCCAAUCCACCAGGUUAGUUGUGGCCAUCAGCAAAUGUCGAAAGGCAGAAAAACACGGGAGUAAUACGGGAGUUUUCUAGCUGUUCCAAAAGGUCUGACAUCCUAUGUCGUUCCGUAAAGUCGUCGCGGAAGAACAACGGUGGACCACGGCUAGAGGACCGAAAAAUUGAAUCAGAAAAAUCCGUAGUGUGUAAGGAAAAUUGAGUCAUGUCAAGUGGGGCCGAAAUCCAAGUGCAGAAGAAAGUCGUAAAAGUUAAACGGAUGAGCACGAUGAUGUUUUGAGGAGGGCAAGGUCAGCAGGGGGAAGAGAAGAAAUCAAAAACCUGCUUCGAACCGGGACGAAGCAAAUUCUUUUUUUUUUGUCGGUCAGUCAAUCCGAAAACAAGCGGAUAAAAUUCCAGUUUCUGGGGCCCAGAAGUCAUUGCUUGCCAAAUUUAACAAGAAGAGAAGCGAAAAAGGUAUAAAAAAGUGGUUUAUAGCUUCCAGAAAUUGAAGUUUUUGCGAUACAUCCCUCUGCUUUGUGUGUCUCUGUGUGCGCGAAAUUGUCGAAAAAUCAUAAAAUAGUGAGUGUGUUCAUUGAUGUUAUAAUACUUCACGAGAAUCGCAAAUUUGGGUUUUCUUGGGGUCAAUUCUUUGCAUGGAAAAAGGAAAAAGGCGGUGCCCUAUUGGUUGUCGAAACCUUCGCUUUGUACCCUCUGAGAAGUGUGCUUUUUUGCUCGGAAAUCUAUAUGUAGCAUCCCACCCGGAGGAAUAGCAUAGAAGUAGCUAUCGGAUAGCUUGUGUGUGGCAGCACCCGGAAAAUAUUUACUAGCAAGUAGAGUGAACCGACCGCGCCUCACCUCGAAAUGGCCGAGGAGGAAUUGAUGGUGGUGCUGCGGAAGAGCGAGGAUGCAACGUUUGGAUUUUCGCUGCUGCGAACCGAAGGCUUUCCGCACGUCAUCUACGACAUCGUCGAGAAUUCGCCGGCCGCCGAAAGUGGAGAGGUCGAAGCCGGUGAUGUAAUCGUCCGAGUCAAUGGAACUGAUGUGCAUGGAUUCACCACAAAAGACGUGCUAAAAUGCCUCCGGCUUUCGACAGAUCCAGUUACGCUAGAGCUGAAAAGAGAUCCUAAAAUCAAAGCUCACGUCCGUAAGUACCUGGCCUCGGUGAGCAAUCAGCACGCGGACGGUCACCACUCGCAGAACUCGUCGAGUCCCUCGUCGCCGAUCCACAAUCGCCAUUCGCCGGCGUCACCCCUCUCGGAGCGAGGCCCCUCUCGGAUCCAAUCGCCCGCAGUAACCGGAGGUUCCGGUUCCGGCCGGUUCGGUCACCGUAUCAGUUCUUCCGAUCCGUCGUGCCGCCCCUCGCGCAUUCCUCAGGCGGUCACGGCGAAAAACAGCUGGAGUGCGCCACAGAGUCCUCACGGUAGCCUGAAGCCGCCUCGGCCCUCGAUGAUCCCGACGACGACGGUAGCCAACGGAGGAGGAGGGACCCCGAAUCAGCUGCAGAAGUCGAGGGACGAACAUCACAAUCAGUAUUCCAACUCACCGUUUGGGCCGCAGGCUCCCAAAAAGGGUUUCGAGGCGUUCAUGAUGACCGGUGAUCUCAUUCUGAACCUCUCGAGGACGCCGCAAAGCUCCGGCAUACUGCCGCAGGCCAAGAAGGUCGAUAGUCUGAGGGACUCGCCGAGCCAUCGGGCCAGUACCAAGCGGAAAAACGGUGCCGUUGCACCGCACGCCAAGUGUGAUUCCUCGCCUAGUUCACCGGGUAGCAGCAGCAACAGCAAUAGCUGUUCCGAACACAACGACGGCGGCAGCAAACUGAAACCCCCGGGUCAGGAUUAUAAAUCCAAGAAGAGCCGUAGUCACGAGCUUCAGGUGGCGGCGGCGGAGGAUCAGAACACCGGAAGUUCGAUAGAAUCGAUAGUUAAUAGCAGUAGUAAAAAGCUGAGCGCCGGAAGCAAUCACAAUAACAAUCACAGCAGCAACAACAAUAAUCGGUUGAUGGAAGGUGGUGGGGAAGUGCGGGCCGAGGAGUUGGUCAACUCCCGGAACAGUAGUAGUGAGGCGGCAGCUUGUGGCGGGGCAUAUAGCAAUAGUGCCGGUAGCAGCGUGGAUGCCGAAGACGAAGACGAGAACCCGGACGAUUUGAUCGAUUUGCGAUCGAUGCGGACAAACACUAGCGGCUGUGUGUCGUCCUCGUUGCUCGGGGAGCGGAAUUCCGCCAGGCGGGACGUACGCUCCUCGGGUCCGGACGGCAGUUUUAAUAGUGUCACUGUCCAAGCGGAUGAUCGCACCGGAGCCGGCAGCGAUAGCGUCGACAGUAGUAGCGGAAGCAGCGGAGGCGUUGCCAAUGGGGAUUUGCACCACCGCUAUCAUCAAUCCAGUAGAAGUAAAUCUUCGUCGUCGUCCGGUGGCGGAGGAACAACCGUUAAAAGUGAAAGUUCCCCUGAAAUGAGCUACUCAGUGCCAACAUCUCCAACCUCUCUUUCGGCUGCCCCAAUCCUAGAAGGUUACUCCUCAUCACUAAAGAAACGGGAACUUCAACUGGCUAAUUCAGUCCCUACAAGUCCGGAAUCGGAAACGCAAGACAUCGUACGUCGGGGGGCAUCCUCUGGUCAUCAUCAUCAUCAUCACUACCAUCACCACCACCAUCAUCACCAGCAACAACACACUAGUAGCAACAGUCAGCAGCAGUCCUCCUCUAACAGUGGCGGUGCUGCUGCUGCCGGUCAAAGUGCCAGUCUCAUGAGUGCCAGCAGCAGCGGAGUAGUAAGGAAAUGUGAUGCCGCCGGUUUCCGCACCAGCCGAUCCGAGGAUCACCUGCAGCAAACGCAAAGGGAUGGCGGAAUCGGAGCGGUCGUGCCAAUCGACAUCGACGAAGAUGUCAACAGCUCACUGAACACCCUUCUGGACACACGGCACGAUUCGGAAGAGUCCCAAGGUUCCGAUCACGAUCGGAUAGUCUGGACCUACAACGCUCCGGUAUCGCAGGCCAACGGGGGCCAACCCCCGACAACCGGUACCGGAAUCAUCACAUCACCCAUUUCACACUCCAGCUCGAUGAGCUCCUCGCCGCAGCGAUCUGCCAGCGACAGUCCUGCCUCGCCAACAUCCGUGUCUUCAUCUGUGAUGUCCUCUUCGGGAUCCAAAGGUGCCAACGAUCAUACCCACAACGGGUACAGCAAUAGUGGCUUCGAGGGAGGCCGGGGAGGGGGAACGCACAGUAACCUACAAAGUUUAAGCUGCCAAAAUGGGGGUGGACCGGGUGGAGGCGGUGGCGAAGGUGGAGGUGGCGGAGGCACCUCCACCCUAGAUCAAAGCGUCUCCGAGGCCGUCUCCAACAUAUCCAGCCCGGACUACCAGGACGAGCACGAUCUGCUCAGUACCCGGGACCUGGCCGCGAUGGCCAUCAGCGAUCCCAGUGAUUCCGACUCGACGAUACUGGUUUCGGAAACCACGCAUCGGGUGCACGAUCGCGAUCGUGACCGUGAUCAUAAGAUUGUGAUACAGGUGAAGGGGAUGCACCAGCAGCUUCUGCAUCUGCACCAGCAGGAAAGCGUUCGCUACUCGGAAUCGACCGAGGACGAGCUAGCGGCCCUUGCCGACGAUAUGCCUACGAUCAUGCUCGGAGGGCAACAGGACGGUGGUCAAACGAUGGGCAACACUGGCCGGGAAUCUUCGCCACCCGUUUCCGAUGACGGUUCGGAUGUGGACUCGCUACACUCAUUCCACUACUCGCCCAAGGCGGUAGAUCUUCCGUCGGCGGAACGGCUCGCCAAGCGGCUGUACUACCUGGAAGGCUUCAAGAAGAGCGACGUUUCGCGGCAUUUGAGUAAAAACAACGAAUUUAGCCGUGCCGUGGCCGACGAGUACUUGAAAUUCUUCCUCUUCGAACGGUUAACGCUGGACGAGGCGCUGCGGCUAUUCCUAAAACAGUUCUCCUUGUCGGGUGAAACCCAGGAACGGGAACGAGUCCUGGUGCAUUUUAGCAAGCGGUACCUGGACUGCAACCCGGGAUCCUUCAACUCGCAAGAUGCGGUUCACACGCUUACCUGUGCAAUAAUGCUGCUCAACACGGACCUGCACGGGCCCAACAUCGGCCGGAAGAUGACCUGCUCCGAGUUCAUCGAGAACCUGAGCGAACUGAACGAUGGGGAAAACUUCCCCAAAGACAUCCUGAAGCAGCUGUACCAAGCGAUCAAGACGCAACCGCUGGAAUGGGCGCUGGACGACGAAUCGCCGGAUCAGCAGAAGAUGGGCCCCGGAGGACGGCAAGAUGGAAGCAUGGGUGGCGGCAACGGAGGUGGAAUGAUGCAAGGUCCACCGGCCGGGCAGAAUCCGUUCCUAGAUCAACCGCAACCGGCCGCAAUCGAGUACAAGAAGGGCUACGUGAUGCGGAAGUGUUGCUACGAAACGAACUACAAGAAGAGUUGUUGUGCUUUUCUUACAGCGCCGUUUGGCAAGCGAUCGUGGAAGAUGUUCUACUGCACCCUGCGUGAUCUAGUCCUGUAUCUGCACAAAGACGAGCACGGCUUCCGGAAGAACCAGAUGUCCGACAACGUGCACAACGCCAUCCGGAUCCACCACGCGUUGGCCACCAAGGCUAGUGACUAUACCAAAAAGCAGCACGUGUUCCGGUUGCAGACGGCCGACCAGUCCGAGUACCUGUUCCAGACGAGCGACUCGAAGGAGCUGCAAUCGUGGAUCGACACGAUUAACUUCGUGUGUGCGUCCUUCUCGGCGCCGCCGCUCGAGGGUGGCGUCGGCAGCCAGAAGCGAUUCCAGCGGCCGCUGCUGCCCUGUACCCAUACGAAACUUUUACUGCGAGAUCAACUGGCAUCGCACGAGGAGCAGGUUAACAAGCUGGAGAAUCUGUUGGCCGAACACAAACGGUCAACCAUCCCGACCAAGGGACUCGCACUGCAAAACUACAAGGAAAAGGAGGCUUAUCUGUUGCAUGAGCUAAAACGCUACAAAACGUACUACUAUCUGUUAAGUUCCCGAAUGAACUCGGACCAAUCGUUGGAUUUCGAAAACCUGCUGCAAGCCAUGGGCGGUGACGCGCUCGGUGGCAUCCUGCUGGAAUCGGACGAGAUCCUGCAGCGAAACCGGCAGAAUCUGAGCGGCGGUGGAGGUGGCGGCAUGAUCGGUAGCUUUGGCAGCGCGGGCGCCAACCAAACAUCGUCGAUCAUCCAGCAGCAACCGCAACUGCUGGGCAAUCAGCUACAGCAGCAGCUGGACAGCAUGACCACCGGUGGCAGCAACAACGGACCCAGCCCGGAUCGGAGUGGCGGCAGUAGCGUAUCCAACAGGAUCGAAAGUAGAAUGUUCAAAACCUGAAACGAUCCCGAUCCCGACCUCAACCUAUACAUCACAACUGCCUUUUACCAACUCAAUCAUGACUACCAUCAACAACAACAACAAGAACAAGAACAAUACCACCACCAUCACGCCCUCGACUUCCACCAUCAUUCAGCAGCUGCAGCAGUUCAACUGCCACCAACACCAACAACUCAAGAACCAUCACCUGAAGAACAUCAACAUCAUCAUCCGCUGGUGGCAUCGCCGGAAACGCUCAGCGAAGUUGGCAGCACUGGCAGCAAUCAAAGCGGCAGCUGCAAUAACGCCAUUGGUAUUGGUAGUGGUGGAAGUGCUGCCAGUAGUACAGGUGAUGCAUCUUGCUGCCCAACCGUACUGGCCGCCUUAGGUUCAACCCUGCGUUCCCUGUCCCAACUAUUGUUCCUGGACGCUUCGACAGCAACGCCACCUUCACAGCAGCAGCACUUGAAACCGUCGUCUGGCAGCAGCUUCAAAAUGGUGGCUAUCGGACAAAGUGUGUGAGUAUUGUGGAGAGUCUGUAGACUAUUGUUUCGUCUUUAGUUUCCCUUUUCCCCUAUUGUUUUCUGCUAAGCUGUCCGCCAACCUCGCGAAGAACGUUUUUCGAUUCCGACAAACGUGUUCGAUUUGUUUGUAAAUUUUAUGUUACCCCGAAUAUUUUAGAUAUUCGCUCAAACUUUGUACUGUUUAUCCUUUCGCUACUCUUCCAAAGUCUUUUCAAAAUCAUUCGAUUACGAAAUUGUUAGUUGAGUCAACUAUUUUUAUUAUUGUUUCGUUUUGACCGCUCCAGUAAGAGUGUGGUUUUCGGAUCUCCGUAGAUCAAAAUGUUCUAUGCUAAAAGAGAAAGAUUUCAAUCGAUUAUAAACAAUCGAAAAACAAGUGAAAAAAAGAUGGCGCUUUAAUUCAUCCAUUCUCGGAUUGGUUGGUUUGAUACGUAGAAGACAAACGAAUAGAUAGAAAUCCAAAAAGAAGAAAACACACACACACACACUCACACAUAUUCAACAGAAAAUGGAAACAUUCACAUAGAUACCUACGUAGUCUGUAAGCGAGAAAAAAAAAUCCAUGGGAAAAAGGGAAUCUGUGCCCGUGUUGGUGUGAAGCUGUUUUGUGGUUUAACCUGUUGUUGUUGGUUUUUAUUGAAGCACAGCCAAAAAGUGAAAAUAUUAACGCUAGAGCUAGGCAAGCUGAAGGAUUGUAGCAGAAUACCGGGAAAUUUUUGUUUUAUAUCCGUAACUUAUCGAAAAAAUUGGAAUUGUCUAAAUAAAAUUGUAAAAAGUGUUUUUUGACGAUUUAUUUUUUUGGGUAUUUUGAUUUCUGUUUUCCACUUUUUUUUUAAAUCACCUUUCUUGAUGAUCGAUUCCAAUUUUUCAAUCUUAAAUUUCUAUUUUCGAAUGUCGACUUUUGCUUUUUUUAACCCAAAAUACAAGACUCUUCACUCAAGGCGCUAGAUUGUUAGAGUAUCUCACUGUACAAGAAGGUUGCAAGAUUUUUUCCGCGCCGGACAAAUCUGGGCAAAUUAUUUAAAAACCUGGAAAAAUCCAGACAUUUGAUUUCAAAAUUGACGACUGAUAAUCCGGGCCAUAUCCAGAAAAAUUUAGUCGAAACCCAGAAAUUACUCAACAAAAAUCAAGAUAAAAAAUCGGUCAAAAACACAGAAUUUUUUCGGCAACUUUGUCUAAAUGCAGUCCGAAAAAAAUUCCGAAGUUUUGAGUCUUAAGCGUUAUUAUUAUUAUGUCUUGAGUCUAAAGGCUGAAGUCUUCAGUAUUGUGUCUUAAGUCUGAAGUCCUAACCCUUAAGUCCUAAUUCCCAAGUCUCAAGUGCGAAGUUUGAAGUCUUGAGGCUUCAUUCUGUAAUCCUACGUCUUUGGCCGAAAGUCUUGAAACUUUGAUACAUUUAAAGUAUCAGAUCUCAAAUCGUCAAGUCUUGAGACUUAGAGCUAACGUUUGAGGUCCUUAUUUCCAAGUCUUGAGUUUUGAGCCUUGAGCCGCAAGUUUUGAGUCUUCAAUCUUAAUACUUGAGUCUUUAAUCUUAAACCUUGAGUCAUACGUCUUAAGCUUAGAGUUUUGAGUCUUAAAUCUCCAAUACUGUUCUGAAGCCAGAAGUCUUAGGGUGAAAGUCUUAAAUAUGAGUCUGAAGUUCUCAAUCUCAGUUCUAACGUCUGAAGUCUUGAAUCUCAAGUCUAUUGUCCUUAGUAUUAUGUCAAGUCUUAUGUCUUAAGUCUUAAAUACUAGGUCGGUCUUGAAUCUUAAGUCUCGACUCUUGAGUUUUGAAAUUUAAGUUUUAAGUCUCAAGUUGUUAGUGCUGAAUCAAAAGUCAAAUCUUACCUUGAAAGUAUUGAAAAUUUGAAGGGGUUUUAAGAGUCUGUGAGUUUUAAGAGUUUUUAUAGACUUAAGUGUCCUGACAGUUGUCAGACUUUUAUGAUUUUCGAUUGAGAAUUUUUUUUUUGAGAAUAUUGAACUUCUAAAUUUUAAGAUUUUUGAAAGUCUGAGAAUCUUGAAGACCUUACGAAUUUUUAUAGUCUUGAGAGCUUUGUGAAUAUUGGGAGUCUUGAGAAUCUUCAGAAUUUUGAAUUUUUUAGAACUUAGUCUUCAACUUAGUGCUGAGAGUCAUUUCAAGUAUCAAAUCUUAAAUUGUAAGUCUGAAGUCUUAGAGCUAACGCUUGAGGCCUUGAGUUUCAAGUCUUAAGUUUCAAGUCUCGAACCGCAAGUUUUGAGUCUUCGAUCUUAAAACUUGAGUCUUUAAUUUUAAGCCUUGAGUAUUAAGUCUCAAGUCUUAAAUCUCUAAUAUUUAGACUGAAAUAAGAAGUCUUAGGGUUAUAGUCUCGUAAUUUAAGUCUGAAGUCUGAAGUUUUAAUUCUCAAGUCUAAAGUCUGAAGUCUCGAAUCUUAAGUCUAUUGUCCUGAGUCUUAUGUCAAGUCUUAUGUCUUAAAUAUUAGGUCGGUCUUCAGUCUUGAAUCCUAAGUUUCGAAAUUUAAGUUCUUAGUCUCAAGUUGUGAGUGCUUAAUCUGAGGUCUCUCAAAUCCUACCUUGAGAGUUUGGGGAAUUCGGAGGGCUUUUAAGAGUCUGAGAAUCUUGAGAAUUUCGAGAAUUCCAAAAAUCUUGAGAGUUUUAUGGCUAAGAAUUUUGAGGACUUAAAAAAUCUGUAGGACUUGAAAGUUUUCAAAGUUUUGAAAUUCUUGAGAGCCUUGUGAUUUCCCGAAUUCCGUAAGGACUGCGAAUUUGGAUACUCUGGAGAUCUGUGAGUUUUGACAAUCUUCAAUGUUUUGACAUUUUCGAGAGCCUUGUGAGUCCUUAAAUUUCGUUAGAGCUGAGAAUUUUUGAGAGUCUGGAGAAAUGAACGACUUUCGGACAAUUUUGAGCGGCUGAGAGUCUUGAGUGUCUCAAAACUUUUCAGUGACUUGUUGGGAGUUUUAAGGGUUUUGGAAGUCUCGAAUUUUGAUUCAGAAUUUUGAGCGUUUGAGAAUUUUAAGAGUCUUCAGUGUCUUGAGGGUAGUCAGAGUUUUAGAAUUUUUGAGUUUUUAAGUGUCUUACAAUUUUAAGAGCCUUAAGAAUUGAGAUUAUUUUGAAAGUUUUAAGAAUUCUGAGACACUUCAGAACACCAAGAUUUUUGAAAGUCUGAAAGUCGCAAGAGCUUUACGAUUUUUGAAAAUCUAGAGAAUUUGAUCAUAAAUCAUUUUUAAAGAUUUUCUGUAGUCUCGUGAGUUUUCAGAAUAUUGAGAUCUUUUAGAAUCUUAUGUGUCACGAGAGUUUUGAGGAUUUUUAAAAUCAUCAGAACUGUGAGAAUGUUGAGAGUUUUCAAAAUCAGAAUUGUGAGAGUCUUAAAAAUUUUUAAGGCUUUGGGAGUCCCGAAAGUUUUGAACGCCUUCGGAUUUAAAAUUUUUUUGAGAGUUUUGAGGGCCUAGAAGAGUUUAUAGAGUUUCGAGAGACUUUAGUGUCUUGUGAAUCUUCAAAAUUGAAGAGCUUUUAGAGUCCCACAUUUCUGUGGGUUGUGAGAAUCUUCAGAACUUUGAGCAUGUUCAGAACUUUAUAAUUUUUUUAAUGAUUGAAAAUUCUUAAAAGCUUGAAAAUCUUGAGAGUUUUAUAACUUUCUACACUCAAGAUUCUCAAAAUCUCGACUGUUGAAUCAUCCAAAAUUCUUUAGACUUUCAGAACUUGAAAAAUUUGAAGAAUAUCAAAUAUUACAAAGAUCUGACUCUCAAAACUUUCAAAAGUCUCAAGAUUCUGAAGACUAUAACAAUUCUUUAGACUUUCAAGGUGUUCAAAUCUAUCACCACACUCAGACUUCCAAGACUCUUAUUUUUUCAGGAAUUUAAAGACGAUUUGGAGACUUUCAAAAUUUUUAAGACUCUCAAGGUUUCCAAAACUCUCAAGACUCUCAGAAUAUUCAUCAUUUUUAAGACAGUUAAAGCUCUCAAAUCUCUCUUUUUUCGGGCUUUCGUCCUACGUGAUUCAUCCCUAAAUUAAAAUCUUUCCAGACUCAGACGCGAAAGAUUUAAAUUUUUUGAAUCAUCCUUUAGGAUGAAAAUCCUGGAAAAAGAGAGAUUUAAGAGCCUUAACAGUCUUAAAAAUGAUGAGGAUUCUGAGAGUCUUGAGAGUUUUGAGAGUUUCCAAAUCGUUGUUAAAAUAACAAGUUUAACAGCUUUAGUCUUUAUUCCUAAAAAAAAAAAAGUGUUGGAAGUCUGAGUGUGUUGAUAGUUUUGAAAGCCUUGAAAGUCUUCAAAAUUUUGAGAUUUUUGAAAGUUUGAGAUUCUUCAUAUAUUUGUGAAGUUUGGUAUUCUUCAAAUUCAGAAAAUUCAGUUCUGUCAGUUCAGAAAGUCUAAAGAACUUUGGAUGGCUCAAUAGUCGAGAGUUUAAACUCUCUUAAGUGUCUUAAAAAUUCUAAAAAUUUUGAGGGAUUAUGAAUUUCCAAAAGCCUUGGGACUCUUGAGAAUUUUGAGGGUUUGAAAGUUUUGAACAUUUUUAAGAUUUUGGAGACUUUUGAGAGCAUUGAGAGUUUUAAGAGUCUUCAAAACUUUUAGGUUUGUUGAAGUCUUGAGAGUUUUGAGAGCCUCGUAAGUCCUGAAAUUCUGGAUUUUGAAAGUCUGGCUGGAAAGUCUUGAACAAUUUGACAGUUUGGAGAAUUUUGAGAGUGUGAAGUUAGAUUACCUGAGUGUCGGGCUGAAUUUUGAGGGUUUUGAAAGUUUUGAACAUUUCGAAAAUUUUGGAGACCUUUGAGAGCAUGGAGAGUGUCAAAAGUCUUCAGAGCUUUUAGAUUUUUUGGAGUCUUGAGAGUUUUUGGAGUCUCGUGCGCCCUGAAAUUUCGUGGAUUUCCAGAAUCUGUAGAGUCUUGAGAUAUUUUAGAGUUUGGAGAAUUUUGAGAGUCUGAAGUUUGAGCGACAAAGAGCCUUGAGUGUCUUAAGAUACUGACUUGAAAGUCUUGAAAAUUUUGAGAGUCGCGAAAAUUUUCAAAAUUUUGAGCAUCUUAAGAGUCUGUGAAUUUUAAGAGUUUUGAGAGCCUUGAGUGUCUUGGCAGGUGUCAGAAUUUAAAGAUUUUCAAGUCUUGAGUGUCCAAGAAGAUAUUGAUAGCCUUGAUAAAAGAAAUUUUAAGAAUUUUAAACUGUCUUGAGAAUUUUGAACUUCAACAUCUUAAGAUUUUUGGAAGUCUGACAGUCUUGAAGGCCUUACGAAUUUUUUAAGUCUUGUGAGUUUCAUGAAUUUAUGAUAACUUAAUCCUCAAAAUUUUGAGAGAGCUGACAGUUGUUUGGAUUACCUUUGGAAUUUGGUGCCUCAGCAGUCGAGAGUUUUAAAAGUCUUUAAUGUCUUUAAAAUUUUAAGAAUUUUAGGGGUUUAUGAAUUUCCAAAAGCUUUGAGAUUCUUGAGAAUUUUGAGGGGUUUGGAAGUUUUGAAAGUUUUGAAUAUUUUGAAAAUUUUGAGACUUCUGAAAGCAUUGAGAAUUUUAAGAGUCUUCAGAACUUUUAGAUUUUUUAGAGUCUUGAGUGCCUCGUGAGUCCUGAAAUUUUGUGGAUUUUCAGAGUCUGGGAAAUUUGAGAGUUUGGAGAAUUUUGAGUGCCUGAGAGCUUGAAAGUCAUAAAAAAUUUUGAAAGUCAUAAGAAAAUUUUCAUAAUUUUGAGCAUCUUAAGAAUCUGUGAGUUUUAAGAGUUUUGAGAGCCUUGAGUGCCUUGAUAGUUGUCAGAAUUUUAAGAUUUUCGAGCCUUGAGUGUCUAAGAAGAUAUCGAUAGCUUUGAGAAUAAGAAGUUUUGAGGAUUUUAAACUGUCUUGAGAAUUUUGAACUUCAAAAUUUUAAGAUUUUUGAAAGUCUGAGAGUCUUGAAGACUUUACGAGUUUUAAAAGUCUUGAAAGUUUUUUUUGAAUAUUCGGAGUCUUUUGAAUCUUCAGAAUUUUGAAUUUUAUUAAAACUGAAUCCUCAAAAUUUUGAGAGUGCUGAGCGUCAUUUGGAUUGCCUCUGGAUUUGGAUGUCUCAACAGUCGAGAGUUUCAAAAAAUCUUGAGUGUCUUCAAAAUUAUAGGAAUUUUGCGGGUUCAUGAAUUUCUAAAAACCUUGAGAUUCUUGAGAAUUUUGAGGAUUUUGAAAGUUUUGAACAUUUUUUUAAAUUUGAGAGACUCUUGAGAGCAUUGAGAGUUUUAAGAGUCUUCAGAACUUUUAGAUUUGUUGAAGUCUUGAAAGUUUUGAGAGCCUCGUGAUUCCUGAAUUUCUGUGGAUUUUUACAGUCUGUCUGGAGAGUCUUGAGAAAUUUGAGAGUUUGGAGAAUUUUGAGUGUCUGAAGUUUGAGUGCCCGAGAGCCUUGAGUGUCUUUGAAGGCUGACUUUAAAGUCUUGGGGGCUUUGGGUCUUGACAGGUGUCAGAUUUUUAAGAUUUUCGAGUCUUGAGUGUCUAAGAAGAUGUUGAUGAGCCUUGAAAAUAAGAAGUUUUGAGCAUUUUGAACUGUCUUAAGAAUUUUGAACUUAAAAAUUUUAAGAUUUCUGAAAGACUGAGAGUCUUGAAGGUCUUACGAAAUUUUUAAGUCUUGAGAGCUUUGUGAAUAUUCGGAGUCUUUUGAAUCUUCAGAAUUUUGAAUUUUAAUAGAACUGAAUCCUCAAAAUUUGAGAGUGCUGAGAGUCAUUUGGAUUGCCUUUGGAGCUUUGGGAGUAUCGAAAAUUUUUAAAAUUUUGAACAACCUAAGAAGCUGUGAGUUCUAAGAGUUUCGAGAGCCUUGAGUGUCCCCAAAAAUCUAGGAAUUUUGAGUGUUUAUGAAUUUCAAAAGCCUUGAGAUUCUUGAGAAUUUUGAGAGUUUUGAACAUUUUGAAGAUUCUUAAAAGCAUUGAGAGUUUUAAGAGUCUUUAGAAGUUUUAAAUUUUUUUGAGAGCCUCGUGAGUCCUGAAAUUCUGUAGAUUUUAAGAGCCUGGAUACUCUUGAGAAAUUUGAGAGUUUGGAGAAUAUAGAGUGUCUGAAGUUUGAGUGUUUUAGAGCCUUGAGUGUCUUAAGAGAGUGACUUGAAAGUCUUAGGAGUUUUGAGAGUCUCGAAACUUUUCAAUAUUUUGAGCAUCUUAAGUAAUAAUCUGUGAGUUUGAAGAGUUUUGAGAGCCUUGAGUGUCUCCAAAAUUCUAAAAAUUUUGAGUGUUUAUGAAUUUCAAAAGCCUUCAGAUUCUUGAGCAUUUGGAGGGUUUUUAUAGUUUUGAACAUUUUGGAGAUUAUUAAAUGCAUUGAGAGUUUUGAGAGUCUACAGAACUUUUAGAUUUUUUGAAGUCUUGUGAAUCUUGAGCCUUGUGAAUCCCACAAUUCUGUGGAUUUUGACAGUCUGGAGAGUCUUGAUAAAUUUGAAGUUUGGAGAAUUUCGAGAGUCUGAAGUUUGAGUGCCUGAGAGCCUUGGGAGUUUUGAGAGUCUCGAAAAUUUUGAGAAUCUGUGAGUUUCAAGAGUUUUGACAGCCUUGAGUGUCUUGAAAGUUGUCUGAAUUUUAAGAUCUUCGAGUCUUGAAUGUCUAAGAAGAUAUUGUCUCCAGAAUAAGAAGUUUUAAGGAUUUUUAACUGUCUUGAGAAUUUUGAACCAGAAAAUUUUAAUUUUUUAGAAAGGCUGAGAGAUUUGAAGGCCUUACGAUUUUUUAAAGUCCUGAGAGUUUUGUGAGUUUUGGGAGUCUUGAAAAGCUUCAUAAUUUUGAAUUUGAUUAGAAUUAAAUCCUCAAUCCUCAAUUUUAAGAGAGCUGAGAGUCAUUUCGAUGGCCCUUAGAUUUGGAUGCCUCAACAGUCGAGAGUCUUAAGAGUCUUGAGUGUCUUCAAAAUUUUAGGAUUUUUUUUCGUUUUGAAUGUUUUGAAGAUUUUGGAGACUUUUGAGGGCAUUGAGAGUUUUAAAAGUCUUCAAAACUUUUAGAUUUAUUGGUGUCUUGAGAAUUUAAGAGACUUGUGAGUCCUGAAAUUCUGUGGAUUUCGAGAGUCUGAAGUUAGAGUGGCUGAAAGUCUUGAGUGUUUUUUGAGACUAACUUGUUGAAAGUCUUGGGAGUUUUGAGAAUCUCGAAACUUUUCAACAUUUCAACAUCUUAAGAAUCUGUGAGUUCUGAGAGUUUUGAGAGCCUUGAGUGUGUCUCCAAAAUUUUAGAAAUUUGAAGUGUGUUUGAAUUUCAAAAGCCUUGAAAUUCUUGAGAAUCUUGAGGGUUUUUAAUGAUUUGAACAUUUUGGAGAUUUUUAAAAGCAUUGGGAGUUUUAAGAGUCUUCAGAACUGUUAGAUUUUUUUAAGGUCUUGAGAGCCUCGUGAGUCAUGAAAUUCUGUGGACUUUGACAGUCUAGAGAGUUUUGAAAAAUUUGAGAGUUUGGAGAAAUUUGAGAGUUCGAAGUUUGAGUUCCUGAGAUCCUUGAGUGUCUUUCGAGACUGACUCGGAACCUGACUUGAGAGUUUUUAAAGUCUCGGAUUUUUUAAAAAUUUUAAGCAUCAUAAGAAUUUGUGAGUUUCAAUAGUUUUGAGAGCAGUGUCUUGACAGUUGUUUGAAUUUUGAGAUUUUGGAGCCUUGAGUGUUCAAGAAGAUAUUGAUAGCCUUGAGAACAUGAAAUUUUAAGGACUUUGAACUGUCUUGAGAAUAUCGAACGUCAAAAUUUUAAUUUUUUUUAAAGUUUUAGGAUCUUAAAGGCCUUACGAAUUUUUAAAGUAUCGAGAGUUUGGUGAAUAUUGGGAGUCUUGAGAAGCUUCAGAACUUAGAAAUUUUAUAGAACUUAAUUGUUCUGAGAGUUUCGAGAACCUUGAGGGUCUAAAGAAUUUUAAGAGUUUUUAGAACUUUGAAUAGUUUCUAAAAAUGUUCAAGAGCUUCAAAAGUUCUUAAAAUUUUGAGAGCCCUUAAAACUUUUAAACGUCUUCAGAAUCUCUAAAACUUUGAUAAUUUACAGAAUUUGAAUUUGAGUGUCUAGAAAAUCAGGAGUCUUAAGAGUUUUGAGUGUCAAAAUUUUAAGAAUUUUGGGGGCUUAUGAAAAUAGGCUUUGAGAGUCUUGAGAGUUUUGAGAACCUCGAGAGUAUUAAGAAUUUCAAGAGUCUUUAGAGCUUCAAGAUUUUUUCUGAGUUUCAAAAGUUCUCGAAAUUUUGAGAGUUUAAAAACUUUCAAACGUCUUGAGAAUCCCUAAAAUUUUCAGAAUUUUCAGAUUUUUGAGAGUUUUUAAAUAACUUAGAAUUUUCUAAUUUUUGCAAGAAGAAAAGUCUGAGGAAUUUUGAGAGAUUUGAGAGACUGGAAAAUUUUGAGUGCCUUGAGAGUCAGUAGCAUUUCGAGAUUCCGAGAUUUUUAUAGGUUUUUAGAGUCUUGAGAGUGUUGAGAGCUUUGAGAAAAUCGAAAUUUUAAAAGAGCCAUUAAAAUUUUUGGAGUUUUAAAAAUUUUUAAAAUUUUGAGAUUUUUGGGAUUCUGAUAGUUUUAAGAGUUUUUAGAACCUGAAUUGUUUAAAAAAAAUUGAGGCUUUUAAGAAUGUUCAGAAUUCUGAAAUUUUAGUGACUCUUGAAGGUCUGAGAAUUUUAAGAGUCUUGAAAAUCUGUGAGUUUUGAGAGAUUUUUGAAAGUCUUGGAAUUUUCGAGAACCAGAUAGUCUUAAGCGUAUGAAGAGUUUUGGAAGUCUCGAGCGUUUUGAGAGUCUCAAGAGCCUCGAAAGUCUUAAAAAUCUGAGAGUUAUAAGAGUUUUUAGAAUUUUGAAAGCUUUGAAGGGCUUGAGUAUCUGAGAAUGUUUAUGGAUUUUCUGGAACAUUGAGAGUCAGAACAUUUUUCGCUUGACUCAAGAUGACGCUGGACUUUUAAGAUUUUAUUUUAGAAAUUUGAUUUUCGUUUUUUUUUCAAAUCUUCAAUUCUUGAAAGAGUUGUAAUACAUAACCAUAAAAUUGUAUGCGAAAGGAAGACAAAAGUAGGAGAAUUUUCUCGAAAAACGUGCUAAGUUGUUCAUUAAUUAAUUAUGCUGUACGUGAUUAUUUUCCGGAAAGACGAAAGAAAAACCUAAAAAUCACAAGAAAAACUUAAUAAAUGGCAAGGUAAAAAACUGAAAACAAUAAAAAUCUGAUUCAACACGAAUGCUGCCACCUAGUGAAAGCAGUAAAGAAAACUAUUUACCCUUAAAAAGUCACGAUAAAAUCGACUAGGUAGAACAGCAAAAAUCAAGGAAACGCUCAAUGAAUGAAUAGUGUAACUUUUUUUUUGGAAUUUAGUCAAUAGGAAAAAAACGAAAAUCCCAAAGCGGAAGAUGCGCCAAUAUUACUAGUAUUCGCCCUUUCGAUUAGCGCCACUUAGUAGAAGAAAAGAUGCAACAACGAGGUGAGAGACGGAUUGAAUCGAAACAAAAUCACCAAAACACACACACACAGACAGCUACUAAUGUAAGUUUAUGUGUGGUAUGUGGAAAAAAUGUCUGCACGAAUCCUCCCCUUUUUUCGGAACAAAGUUAAAACUUGUAUGUGUGCCACAGUUUUAUGUCGAUAUACCUAAAAGAAGAAAAAGAGGAGAAAAGUGAACAAAAAAGCAACACAGAAUAGAUGUAUGUAAUCACCACACGUUACUAUACUUAUGUAGGUAUAAAGAAAACAGUCACAAGUUACGAUAGGAAAAAUUUGCAUGUGAAAAUUCUUUCCGAGAUACGAAAUUAUUCUUUACAAAACGGUGUGUAGAAUGUGAAUAAACCAUUAACUUAUACAUUAUGUAGGUAUUCAAAGAAGAAGAUACGAAAAUGAGGCAAGGACUUGUGGCAAGAGAGAAAGAAUUCGGAACAGGAAAAGCUAACGCAAUAGAUGCGGUCAGACACACAUAAAAUGAGCAUCCCUAUACAACUAGAACGCGUUGCAUUGUUUUAUACAUAUAUUCAUAUUUAUAUUUAAUGGAUACAAUGGACAUAGAGCAAAAAAAAAAAGAUCUAAUCACAGUCUCCGAUCAAUCAUUUUUAAGAGGAAACAACAACCAUAAAUUAUAUGUUUUCUCAACAAAAAUCCAAGAUGAGGGCACUAGAAACCAUACAUCCUGUACUCUUCCUAUGAACUUGUAAAUUUUCACUCACCCCUCUAUUCCUAGGAAGAAAAUCAAAAAUCGAAGGUUAAAGUUCGUUUAAAAAAACUAAACUAAUAGAUGCCAGGGAGACAGUAAUGCAAUUGAUUGUUUCCCGAGAGAACGAAAAAGAGAGACGAAUAGAUGAAGAGAAGAGGAAGAAAGGGAAUUUUUGGAGACUGUUUGACCAGACCCCACAUGACUGGCGCUCCCCUUAUUAUAAACCUAUACAUUUAUAACAUAUAAUUGCGUGUGAAUCCUUCUAAAGGAUAACGAACGAUGCUGAUAAAGCUUUGUGAGGAAAGAAUUGUGAAGAAAGUGAAAAACGAAACGAGAGAGUUUAAGUAAAAAAGAAAAGAGAAAAAAACAAACCUACUACCGUAACUUUAUUAUGUUGAUUUUAGUGAAACAAACAAAAUAAAAAGGAAGAAAAUAAAAAAACAACAGAGAAUCAGUAAUUUAAUAUAUUGAAAAUAAAACAAAAAAGAAAGUACUAUACCCGGGGAUAGGUUCGCGCUGCCCUGCUUUGAUAAAUAAUAAGAAAAUAAUUUAAUUAAAACAAAAAAAAAACAUGGAAAACAAAAUAGACGAAUAAUGUACGUGGUUUUUUGACGUUAUCUCGCGCAGUCUCUACAUAAACAUAGUAUUACCAAAACGUUAUUCUUACAAAAACAAAAAAAACAACAGACACAAGGAAAAGAUUAAGAGAACAUGAUUCAAUUAACGAAGAAGACGAAGAAAAAAAAACUAAUGAUCGCAUGUUAUGAAACGGAAAGUAACACACAGUAACUAGAGAUAAUCGAAAAGGUUAGGAGAGAGACCUACUUGAAAAGGAAAAAUAAAACAAAAAUUAAGGAAACAGAAAGAGAGGAAAACCCGUAUUUGCGUAUGUAAAAAAAACCGGAAGAGGAAAAAAGCAAAAAAAAAAACCAUAACCGUGAAGAAAGUUACAUAAAAACAGAAUUUAAUUGAAAA
Uranotaenia lowii is the source of this 18634-nucleotide messenger RNA. RefSeq names its product PH and SEC7 domain-containing protein (gene Efa6). NCBI's taxonomy places the organism in Eukaryota, Metazoa, Arthropoda, Insecta, Diptera, Culicidae. Gene Ontology annotation, biological process: regulation of ARF protein signal transduction. Bases 1727 to 6202 code for a protein of 1491 amino acids. The transcript has 12 exons. The record is from RefSeq and is a predicted model, not a curated record. Gene Ontology annotation, molecular function: protein binding; guanyl-nucleotide exchange factor activity; phospholipid binding.